AUGGCUAUGGAUCUUUGCAAGGAUAAUUCAAGCCCUCUAGGCAUCAUGAGCCCUCGUAUAUCAUUCUCACACGAUCUUUCUCCAUCCGACAUUAUUAAUUUUCCAGUUGAACAAAGCCUUCUUCGAUCAAUCUCAUCCUCCAGUCCCGAAUUUGAUUUCGGUAAUCAUCAUAAUUUCAACCAACACUCUGUCUCCGCUGAAGACAUUUUUCUUGAUGGAAAAUUGCUUCCAACCGAUAAGCCCAAAAACCCGAAACCGCAACUGGCACCUAUGCCACCAUCAUCCAGUCAUAAACAUGAUGCGGUGCUUAAAACUGAGAAAAAAUGUUCAGAAAGUCAAACGUCAAAUGAAACUCCAGGCUGUUCUGAUAUUCAGGCAGAUGAUCAGAAGAAAAAAUCAAAGUCAUUUUGGCAAUUCAAGCGGAGUAGUAGUCUGAAUAGUGGCAAUAGCUAUGCAAGAGGCUUAUGUCCGAUACCGCUAUUAUCGCGUAGCAACUCAGCCGGUUCAGCAACUAGUUCAAAACGCUCAUCAUCGUCGAAAGAGAGUCAUAAUCUUCACAAGCAGCACGCACAAAAGAGUUCAUCAGUCUCAUCAUCCUCUACAAAAUUGUUAUCUUCAACGAACCACCAAAAGCCUCCGUUAAAGAAGAAUGGCUAUGGUCUGAACAGUAGUUACGGAUCGUCGACGUCGCAUGGGAAUGGAGUCAGAAUCAAUCCGGUGCUGAAUGUUCCUUCUGCAAAUUUGUUUGGUUUAGGUUCAAUUUUCUCUACUAGUAGUCACAAGCAGGACAGGAACAAAAAAUUUUAA
Daucus carota subsp. sativus is the source of this 807-nucleotide messenger RNA. RefSeq lists its product as uncharacterized. NCBI's taxonomy places the organism in Eukaryota, Viridiplantae, Streptophyta, Magnoliopsida, Apiales, Apiaceae. The transcript has a single exon. Bases 1 to 807 code for a protein of 268 amino acids. The record is from RefSeq and is a predicted model, not a curated record.